Larimichthys crocea (large yellow croaker) is the source of this 5244-nucleotide messenger RNA. RefSeq names its product potassium voltage-gated channel subfamily D member 3. Gene Ontology annotation, cellular component: voltage-gated potassium channel complex; postsynaptic membrane; neuronal cell body. Gene Ontology annotation, molecular function: A-type (transient outward) potassium channel activity; protein binding. Gene Ontology annotation, biological process: protein homooligomerization; action potential; potassium ion export across plasma membrane. The record is from RefSeq and is a predicted model, not a curated record. The coding region runs from base 429 to 2369 and encodes 646 amino acids. The transcript has 7 exons. Lineage: Eukaryota; Metazoa; Chordata; Actinopteri; Sciaenidae.
GAGGCGCGCUGCUCCUCUCCAUCACAUUUCACUUUCCAAACACUGACGAGGGAAACAAAAGAAAGCCAGGAUGUAAAAUCCAGUCAGAGGACAUCCACAAAUCCCGCAACAGACCAGCUUUUCUUCUGUAUCUCUGAGAGGUUCCAUAGAUUAGGGUUAUUCUGCUCCAUCAGUCCCGCUCUGUGCGCUCUGCUCGGUGCAGGAGUCUGUCACCGACUGAAGAGGAGGAGAGGUGCCGUUUUGCUGCUGCUUCCCGCUGGACGGAUCCGAGCUGCUUUUCUCACUUAUAUCAAAGGAGUCUGUCUUUACAGAAGCUUUGGAAGAGUUGGGAUUUUGUUUUCCCACCUUCACUUGUUUCGAUGUCAGUUGAUUUUGGAGACCACAGACUCUGAAGGUUAGGAGGACUACUUUAAAGACUUUGCUUCGCGAUGGCUACAGGAGUAGCAGCGUGGCUCCCUUUUGCCCGGGCAGCAGCCAUUGGCUGGAUGCCUGUUGCCAACUGCCCCAUGCCUGUUGCACCAAGAGACAGUAAGAGACAGGAUGAGCUGAUUAUCCUCAAUGUCAGCGGACGUCGUUUUCAAACUUGGAGAACCACUCUGGAUCGCUACCCUGACACCUUGCUGGGCAGCUCUGAAAAAGACUUCUUUUACAAUGAGGAAAGCAAGGAGUACUUCUUUGACCGGGAUCCUGAUGCCUUCAGGAGCAUCCUCAACUUCUACCGGACAGGGAAACUCCACUACCCCCGCCACGAGUGCAUCUCAGCCUAUGAUGAGGAGUUGACGUUCUUCGGCAUCAUCCCCGAGAUAAUCGGUGACUGCUGCUAUGAAGAGUACAAGGACAGAAAGAGGGAGAAUUUAGAGCGGCUGCAGGAUGAUCAGGAGGAGAACAAGGACCAGAAGCUGCCCAACAUGAACUUUAGGGAAACCAUGUGGCGGGCCUUUGAGAACCCCCACACCUCCACCAUGGCCCUGGUCUUCUACUAUGUCACAGGUUUCUUCAUUGCUAUCUCAGUCAUCACUAAUGUGGUGGAGACGGUUCCCUGUGGUUCCACCGCCAACCAGAAAGACAUGCCAUGUGGUGAACGCUACACAGUGGCAUUCUUCUGCAUGGACACUGCCUGCGUCAUGAUUUUCACAGUGGAGUAUCUGAUGCGCCUGUUUGCCGCGCCUAGCCGUUAUCGUUUCAUGCGCUCGGUGAUGAGCAUUAUCGAUGUGGUGGCCAUUUUGCCAUACUACAUAGGUCUGGUCAUGACCAACAACGAGGACGUGAGCGGUGCCUUUGUGACGCUGCGUGUCUUUCGAGUGUUUCGUAUCUUCAAGUUCUCCCGUCACUCGCAGGGCCUGCGGAUCCUGGGUUAUACACUCAAGAGCUGUGCUUCAGAGCUGGGCUUCCUCCUCUUCUCACUCACCAUGGCCAUCAUCAUCUUUGCCACAGUCAUGUUCUACGCAGAGAAGGGCUCAAGCUCCACCAAGUUCACCAGCAUCCCAGCUUCCUUCUGGUACACUAUUGUCACCAUGACAACGCUGGGGUAUGGAGACAUGGUGCCAAAGACAAUUGCGGGGAAGAUCUUUGGCUCAAUCUGCUCCCUGAGUGGUGUGUUGGUGAUUGCUCUGCCCGUCCCCGUUAUCGUCUCUAACUUCAGUCGCAUCUACCACCAGAAUCAGAGAGCAGACAAACGUCGUGCUCAGAAGAAAGCCAGACUGGCCAGGAUAAGAAUAUCCAAGUCCGGCAGCGCCAACACCUUCAUCCAGUGCAAGCACAACGGACUGCUCAACGAACUGCUCGAGCUGACGGAUACAGAAGAGGAUGAGCAGAAGCUGGCUAAGUCCAUCUCUCUGUUAGAGAGCCAACACCACCACCUACUGCACUGUCUGGAGAAAACCACUGCUCAUGAGUUUGUGGACGAGCAGAUGUAUGAACAGAACUGUUUAGAAACGGCACUCCAGACCUUCCCGUCACGCAGCCCCUCUAUAUCCAGCCAUGACAGCUCCGUGGGUACCUGCUGUGGCCGCAGGGUAAAGCAAAACACUCCGCUGCCCAACGCCAGCCUGCCCUCCACCCAGCAGGGCCCCCUACAGGAGCUCAGUGCAAUCCACAUACAGUGUGGUGACCCACCAUCACACACCACCAGUCGUUCCAACCUCAACCUGAAAACCGAUAACAGCAGCAGGAUCAACUGCAAAGGCGGCCGGAUCACCACAGCAAUCAUCAGCCUCCCAACACCCCCUGCUUUGACCCCUGAUGGCGAUGGCCUCCACGGGCCGCCACAGAGGAGGCCGCCCCCUCCCCCGAGUCAUCCUGCAACUCCAAGCAUCCAGACCACAACAAGCUCAGCUGGCACCAACAUCAUUAAAGUCUCUGCCCUGUGACUGUCUGGCUCAUGGAGGUAAUUCAACCCAGCAGGAGGAAGAGGAAGAAGAAGAAGAAGAGGAGGAGGUAAAGACUACCUUUAUGGACGCACCAUGUCCCGUCCCACAGGGUCAACAGGAAGAGUGCUGUUCUCCAGCAGAGCCACCAGUUGGUGUUUUAGAGAAGACGGAUGGUGUUGGUGACAUAACUGAGUUAGAAGAUUGUAGAUAUGUGAACCGAGAAUCAUGCGCCCGUCAUGUUGUGUAUGCACUGUAGAUAUGGACAGAAUCGCUGCAUUUCUAAUAGUUUCUAACAGCAGUACAGAUGUUUUACAGCAGGUACUGUGAAAAAAAAAAGAUAGACAUUGAAAGACAUUGUGCAAUUAGCAUAUCAGUACAUGAGCAGAUGCUGUCAACAUACCACAAAUUCACAGUAAAUUUAAAGUGAAUUCACAGUGAAAUAGUGAAAAUGAUAUUUUGUUGACUUUAAAUGUGUUUGAAGAAAGAAACAGAAAAGUGUUGACUGUGUUUACUUCAAUUUGAUUGGUCUUAUUUGUGUUAUGUGUUGUUGUCAUGGCAUUUUGAGGGGGGGGAAAACAAUUGAAAACAGUUUUAGUUUUCUUUACAGCAUCAUUCGAGACUUGACGGCACCCGAUGCUGCUAAUAUCGUAUCACUGAAAUGCGACUUUAAUGUGUGUGAGACCGAAAAGAUGUGUUUUGUUGGGAAAUUGUAUCUAUUCAUUGUGUCAAAGACUGAAACCAAACUGUGCUUUUUUAGUUGCUUCAUGUUUACAUUUCUGACUGGAUAUUGACCUGACACUGUCUUCAUGACAUUAAAGGUCAUAUUUAGGUGAGACAAAGCAGUGUUUUGUCAGAAUCUUCAAGCUGACCUCUCUGUGGCACACAGGCCCAAGGCCAUUUGUUCCUGCUGAAGACACAAAUAUUUAAAAAAAAAAAAGACCUCACAAAAAAGUUUAUUUUUAGAAAAAGGCUCAGUAAUUUUCUCAAACAGCUGAGCAGUGCAGUUUCUAACAAACAUUACUCAAAGAGGAAUAAACCCUGCAUUUGUCUGGGACUAUUUUCACAUGCGAAUGAAUACACGUUUAGCACAAGACACAGCAGGAGGACAGUGUGUAUGAGUAAAUAAACUACAGUGCCAUGUUCAUUGUCUGUAGCACAUAGAAAUAAGCUAUAUCAGGUACAGUACUUGUUAGUAGGUUGAUUCAUUGUUGAUUUUGGUCUUUUUAUUGGAUUUGUUGACAAAAUUACUCCAGUCUGACCUUUUGAAUUAAUGAAAAAUAAUAAUUUUACUCAGAGUAUGAUCCUCUUUCUAUAAAUGUGAUUUGAUUGGGUCCUGUGGAACAAUUCAAAUCUGCCUCCACUGACUGUGUCGUAGGCUAUGGCAGAAAACAGCAUGUGUGUUCGUCAUGAGCAUCAGUGGGCAUUUUAGCACCACAGUCAUAUCAAACAACCACAGAGAACAUUACAGGAAUGGAGCUACAUUAAAGUUUUAAAAUGGAGAAAACAAGGACAAAAUAUGCAAGCAUAUGCAAAUGGUUCAGAAUAUCUUAUUUUGUCAUCUUCCCUCUCUCCUGUCAUUAUUCUUCUGAACAAAGUAGAAAAACAAAUGCCUUCAGUAUUAUCAUUUUGGGACUUGAGUUAAUAACUGUCAAUGAAAAGAUUUUUUUUCACAGCUCACUACAGUGUGCUUAUGAGGUGCCACUGUAAGUGUAUGCUUGCCCGUUGAAAUAAUUCAGUUUCUGACAGAUAAACGCAGGUUUCAAAUCUAUUUUAAAACUUUACGUUUGUAAAGAAUGUCCAGUGUGUACACAGGUAAAUGAGAAUAGAUAGAUUUACUAUUUUGACAGAAUAAUCUCAACUCAAGGUCCUCUUAUUAUCUUUUCCAGUUUUCAACCAUAGUCUUUCAUCAAGGGAUUAGGCUUUCUUCAGUUGUGAUAGAGACAAAAUUUACUGCAAUUUUAAGUCAACAUGAAAGUCAUGAAAGUGCCACGGAUGAAAUCACAACAGCUCAAGAACUAGCACAGAUCCAUCUCUAUGACAACUGAGCUGAUGAUGACCAUGUGAUUGAAGGCAUAGUACAAAGCGGACCUAAGUUGGGAUUGUUCUGUCAAACUAUUUCCAAGGUCACUGAAGAACUUUAAAUAUUAAGAAUAUUACUAAUCAGCUCCAUCAUGUAAAUCUCGACUGAUGAAUGUCAAAGAUGGGCACAAGAUGGCAGCAAAGACACUGAAAUAAUAUGAUUGAAAAUGAAUUAAAAAUGAUUGGUCUGGUUUAUGGCCUUACUUCUACAUUAAUAUUACAUCAUUUAUAUACCUACUGGCUGCACAUUGUUGCUCAUUUAAAGUUGAUAGACGCCUGGUGUUUGAAAUAGUUUGUGACUACUUGCCAAAUGUGUUUUGAUUUAUCUGUAUGAAAUAAACAAUGUGUUAUUUGUCUUGGUUUGUUUUAGUGGAAACUUUGGUUUCACUUCAUGUGGUUUUCGAUCAUGAAGUGCCAAGUGAAAUUGUUUUUGCUGUAUCGGUAUACUUUGUGUUGCAUUUCUGUAUUUUGUCGUGUUCUUUGUGCUGCUAUAUAUUAAAAAAAAACACACUUACAAACCCUUUUAGAUUUUUUUUUUUCUGAAAAUAACAAGCAUACACUCAACUGUAGUGUUCAUAACCUGGAUCUUACACAUUAGGGCUUUUUGCAGUAUCAUAGAACACCAUCAUGCUUCAACAACAGAGAGCAUUUCUCACACCCCGGUUUGACUGUAUGAGGAUCACUUGUUGUCGUUAUAUGAGGGAUUUCAAAAGGCAUUGUAGGAGUCUCUUCUUUAAAAGUCUUGGCAUUGCUGUUUGUGCUGUUUCUUAUCUUUUUAUCCUUUUCAACUGAGCUU